UUUUCAACAGUGGGACUUUGCACAGGGGACGUCCUGCAGAUAGCUUGGCUUCACAUAGGCGUCAUGUUCUGUGGACAGUAGAACUCACAGGUAACUAUUUAGACCUUCUUUGAUCUUCCUGGAGCAGGUACAGGGAAGCUUCGAUUGUUUGACUGAGUCCUUGCCAUUUUGGCUAUUCUAUCCAUUCAAAUGGUAGUUUUUCGCUUUCUUCCACGUCUUUCAGGUUUCGGUUGCCAUUUUAAAGCAUUUGCGAUCAUUUUAGCUGAGCAGCCUAUCAUUUUCUGCACUUCUUUAUAUGUUUUCCCCUCUCCAAUCAACUUUUUAAUCAAAGGCACGCUGUUCUUCUGAACAAUGAACAAUGUCUGGAACGACCCAU
This is a messenger RNA of Staurois parvus, 376 nucleotides long. NCBI's taxonomy places the organism in Eukaryota, Metazoa, Chordata, Amphibia, Anura, Ranidae. The record is from the annotation of a GenBank genome assembly.